UCGUUUGUUUAUGCGUCAACCAUCGAAGCAAACACACUCAAUCCCGCUCCAGUCACUGCCCUCUGCUUCGAUCCGUUUGAAGAACUUCUGUGGUGCGGGAGUUGUACAGGCCGUAUUGUUUCCUACUAUGCACCAUCUUUCGAACGAUAUACUGCCGUAUGCGCUACAGCAGCUGAUAUUCGAGCAAUGGAAGUCACUGAAAUGAUGGUCUUGUCUCUUUCUCCUAAUGAACUCAAAGCGAACACUCGUCAUGGUCUUGUCGCGUUUUCUUCACAGUCCAUGCAGAAUCUCAACUCCAUGCGAGUACUGCCUGGCACUUCCUCUUUGUUUAUGGGUGGUGAUAGUACUAAGCUAAUUCAGCUGGACCUGGAGAAACAAAAAGAAAUCCGCAAUGCCAAUCUGAUAAGAUUCAACGGAUCACAAUUAUUUACUGCUGAUACGGAAGGGAAAGUGCUACUAUGCUGUUGUAGAUUACUCUCACACGGCGGUGUAAUAACAGAUUUUGACGUUAACGGUAACAAACUGAUAACGUCGGGGUGUUCUAUAAGGUUAGCUUGUUGCUUGGUGUACCACACGGCGAUCCAUUUCUCUCGCUUCCAACGUUCUGUGACUCGCACGGGCCAAGGACUAAUAAUGUUCUUGAAUGAAAGGAAUGCUGGAAUUCCUAUGUUUAUCGGUGCUGGUGGGUACCAUCUUACUGCCUUCGAUUUCUCUACAACUAAGCAGUACCUCGCAUUUGGAGAUGAAAUCGGUAAGGUUGGGAAGGUAUUUGAUCGUGCAAACCCGGCCAUCAACGAGUCGUCGUAUGAAACCGACUUCGCCGAUCCAUCACUUGGACCUCCUCAGUCAUUUCUUAUUGACGACACGCAUACACCGCUUGCCGCCAUACCUCUUCCGUUCUCUUGCGACGAUACGUAUUUCUCUGACUGGCCGGCCGAAUUAUGUCAAAAUGUGUACAGGUGCAUGAAAGGAUUUUCUGGUAAGAUAGUUUUAUUCGUUCAUACCAAACAAUUAUCUAACUUGUGUAACAUUGUGUUGUUACAGUUGCUAUUUCACAUUACUGCUUUACGCAAUCUCUUUCUUUCGCAUAUCUGUGAGGAAGAGCAUUGUAUAGUCUGUCAGUUGGGUUUCGUUUCUAGGAUGAUCAGUGAUAAAUGCAAGUUGAAGGAAACAGCUGCUGUAAGUUGUUUCGUAAAGAAAGUGUUUCAUAGAUAUUCUCCAACUCGUAUCCAGUUUUUAGCAAGAAGUCAACUUCAUAAACUUGCUCCUGUGCUGCUUAUCGAUACUAAUCCAACAAGUCCAAGGUUUGUUGAGUUCUGGGAAAAACAACUUAAGUGUUCGCCAUGUCGCUAUGGAGUUAAUUGCCGAAAUAGGUCAUAUUGUAAAUACUCACAUGGGACGGUGGAUUGGGAUUUGGAAUGUGCUACUUGGCUUGAAGACACAGGAUGUGACGACUGGAAGCAUUUUGUUACACCAUCGUUUCGUAAUGCCUUAGAAUGCCUAGUGUUACUGAUGGAACCCUUUAGGAAUUUGCCAUGGUGUUUGUUCAAUGAUGUUCUGAUUACUCGUAUUCAUACAGACGAAGCGCUUCAUAUGGACUCUCGGUGGAAAAUUCCAUUGAUUCUUUGCUAUGCUAACGAGAAGUCUGGUUUGAUGAAAGGUAAAAAUUAUUCGAUCUUAUUUUCAAUGUGUUUUUUCCAAACCGAUAGUAAUCUCACCGGAAAUGAUGAUGUGGCUCGUAUUCGAAGGUGUAUGGAAAUUCCGGGUGAAGGCGAAUAUGUCGGAAUAGAUGCGGAAUUUAUAAACAUCAUUCGUUACUUGCAGGAACACGAGCGUAAGUCGGUGGGAAGAGUUAGUUGCGUUGACUCAACAGGUGAACAGAUCCUCAUUGACGACUAUGUGGUAACUUGCGAAGGUGAUGUCGUCGAUGAUUAUCUCACGCAGUACAGUGGAAUAAUGGAAGACGACCUUAAUCCAAACAAGUCUACAAAACACCUUACGACGCUGAAACGUGUCUACAUGAAAGUGCUGCAUCUGGUAGAGCGAGGAUGCAUUUUCGUCGGCCAUGCUCUUGUCAAUGACUUCUCUGCUCUAAACAUCCAUGUGCCGGUAAAACAAAUGAUAGACACGGUUGAAUUGUUUCGAGUUCCACAGCAGCGUCUCUUCUCAUUGCAGUUUCUAGCUUGGCAUCUUCUGGGUUUGAUUUAA
This is a messenger RNA of Angiostrongylus costaricensis, 2208 nucleotides long. Lineage: Eukaryota; Metazoa; Nematoda; Chromadorea; Rhabditida; Metastrongylidae. The record is from the annotation of a GenBank genome assembly.